Bipolaris victoriae FI3 is the source of this 1137-nucleotide messenger RNA. RefSeq lists its product as hypothetical. The coding region runs from base 1 to 1137 and encodes 378 amino acids. The transcript has 5 exons. Gene Ontology annotation, molecular function: protein binding. Lineage: Eukaryota; Fungi; Ascomycota; Dothideomycetes; Pleosporales; Pleosporaceae. The record is from RefSeq and is a predicted model, not a curated record.
AUGGCGUCUUUUAGAGAAAUCGCCAGUACCGAUGCCGGGUUUUCAGCUGGCUCGUACAUUUACAAGAUCAUCUCUACAUCGCCACGACAAGACCCUCUUACCUACUCUCUUACCGACCAACUAGCCUUGAUAUCAUCGGACGACUCUCUCCGCUUUCUAACAGCAGAUCUACGACCCGAUGGUCACGUCGCCAAGGCCCACGACAACAUCACGUGCCUAGAACGAGCAAAUGAUGCGUCCAGCAACGUAGUCGCAACUGCAGGAAGAGACGGAUUGGUAAAAUUCUGGGACAAGCGAAGCAAGCAAAGAGUUUUGCAAAUAGAGAGCCCACACAAACUCAUCUCAGCACUAGUAUGCGAUGCCGAGAAGAACUUGGUCGCAGCAGGCAUUGAGAACCCAGAAGAUGGACCUAACAGCUCUCCAGUUUACAUCUGGGACCAGCGCAAUCUCUCAGCACCCUUACGCUCCUACAUAGAUUCCCACACAGACACCGUGACAAACCUCUCCUUGCACCCUUCCCUUCCAAAUCUGCUCCUCUCAUCCAGCACAGACGGACUCGUCAACAUCUUCGACAGCACCCAGGCAGAUGAAGACGACGCCUUGUACCAAGUUAUCAAUCAUGGCUCUGCCAUUGCCCACGCAGGCUUCCUAUAUCCCGGCACAGACAUGUACGCCAUUGGCACGGACGAAACGGUGAGUUUCUACGCGCUACAGAGCCAGAAAGAGGAGGAAGAGGAGCCAGCGCCCAAGGUAUGUGGUGAUGUGAGGGAAGAACUGGGCUGCGAGUAUGUGAUCGAUUUGUGUUGGAUUGGCGCGCAGCCAUGUGUAGCAGCCGGGAAACACAGCGAGAAACAAGCUACUCUCACACCCAUCACAAAAGGCACAAACGGCCCCUUGGACUACACCUUCGAUCUCACAAACGCCACAUCCCUUGCUGGCGCCCACGGCGAAGAAAUCGUCCGCGACCUCUUCACCGAUAUACACACACACACCACAUACACCUGCGGCGAAGACGGCCAGAUCCGCGCAUGGAAGACGUCAGACAACGCAGACAUGCAAGGUGACGCGGCGGCAUCGGCGAAAAAGAAACGCAAGGAGAAGAAGGAAAAGGACAAGGCGAGGUUUAAGCCUUAUUAG